Messenger RNA from Caenorhabditis briggsae, 3012 nucleotides. Gene Ontology annotation, cellular component: membrane. The record is from RefSeq and is a predicted model, not a curated record. Lineage: Eukaryota; Metazoa; Nematoda; Chromadorea; Rhabditida; Rhabditidae. The coding region runs from base 1 to 3012 and encodes 1003 amino acids. The transcript has 13 exons.
AUGUUCGUCGUCGGUUACGACAAUAUCUGGACAGUUUCAGCCACUGGGAUCCCGUGUCGCAUACCAGUUCCUUCGGAUCCUAGAUGUACAAGUGAUGUCGAUUGGCAAGAAAUUCCAUCUUCAGACGGCUCGCCAAUCUGUACCAUCGUGGCAUCUUCUGCUGCAGCAUUUGCGAUCGAUCGGUCUGGAAAGCUGCUCAUUUUAGUGAUGCCAACUCAUGUUGCAAUCAGAAAAAACAUCGAGAUAUACAAUAAUCAGAGAUGGAUUGGUAUUUGGAGGGGAACAUUCUUCAUUGAUCGACCACAAUAUUCUGAUCAAACUGGAAUAAUUGCUAAAGAUUUAAACUUGAAUGAAGUUGAUCCUGGAUGGAGUUGGGAAGAUAAAUGGUCUCCAUACCUAGAUCCUCGAAAAUUUGACAAAGAAGGGUGGCAGUAUUCUUUGUCGUUUUUAGCACCAAAAUGGGACAAACAAUGCCGAAUGUAUCAUUUGGUUAGGCGAAGAGUACUGAAGAGACAUAUGAGAUACACCUCUCACGAUAAAUGGAUAGAAAUGUCGAACGACGAAUCUAGGAUGUUCACAGAAUUGGCGAUUGGAGGAACUGAUGUGAUGGGAGAAGGAGAAACACUUCUUUUUGCUCUUGGAAGUGAUGGAGAUAUUUAUAGAAGAGUAGGCAUCGAAUCUAGCUGUCCAGGGGGACGUGGUUGGGAGAUCAUCCCGAGAAUCGUUUACAAAAAUUCCGAAUCCGACGACGUCACGUUGAUAUCCGCAUCCGCUUCUCUUGCAACGCUCGUAGCUAUCACGUGGGACGGAAAGAUGUAUCAUCGCAAAGGCAUCACUCGUAAAAAUCCAAUAGGAUUAUCAUGGCAAAGUUUACCGACACCGAAGAACAAAGCUGUUAUUUGUGCAGCCAUUGGAACGAAAACCAUGUGGUGUAUCACUGCUGAUGGAUGUGUAUGGUUCACACGACUAGAAAUCGAUGAGAAACUUAAAGAACACACUAUGAAAAACGUCACUUCUGAGGGAUAUCAAUUGGUGACACAAGGUGGAGUUUCUAGAAUUUCAGUUUCGAAAUAUGAUCAGGUUUUUGUGUUUUGUAUUUCGACUCGUGAGAAAAUCGAAAUCAGAACAGGAAUCGAUGCCCACGAACCAUCUGGAAAACGGUUUGAAAAAAUUGUUGAUCGGGGAGAGCCGAGAGAUCAAAGAUGGAUUGCAAUUCAUUGUGGAUCCACAUCCUUCUCUCAAAUCCCAGAAUACAUCACAUCAUCGUCAAGUCUUCAAUCGAAAAUGGAACUUCUUCAGUUUAGAAAAGCGGAUUGGCGAUUAAAGAUAUUAGAGCAGUUAGAAGAGACCACGUGCCGAUCUUGGUCUGCUAUGAAUAACGCAUCAGAAAUUGUUCUCAAUUCUCCAGAAGAAAAUGAAACUCUGAAUGGUAACAAAAGUCCAGUCAAACAUAUUCGAUGUCAGAUUAAGCGAGGAGAUGCUUUUCGAAGUGUUAAUGUACUUCUAACUGGUAAAACUGUCGAAAUAUCCGGAGAAAAAUUGGAUCCAAGGUCUAUGGAAUACUCAAAAAUCAAAUACGUUCAACCUUGUUUUCAACGUCUUCCUCAAAAAUAUCUUCUCUACGUCUUCACGGGAUCUCAAUCUGUAUUUGAAUGUUUUGCAUUCACAGAUGAGAAAGCACGACGCACUUUUCAAGCGAACGUGGAAAAUAUCAUUCGGGAAUCGAUUUGGUCUUCAACUCGAAGUUCUUUUGGAGAGAGCAUGUGGUCUGUUAGUACUGAAGGCGAUGUUCGUUGGCAUUGUUUAGAGGAGUUAAGCCAAGAAAGCAAGUUUGAGAAAAGAGUCAAUCUUGGAGAAAGCCGGGGUCUUGUAGUUGGCGAUGGAGUCUUAGAUAAAAUUGAUUGUGGAGGUAAUGGAAGUGUAUGGGCAGUCACUGAGUCUGGAUCAUUAUAUGCACUGAGCAGUCGCUACCAACCACUCAAUGCUCAUGAUACUGUACACGACUAUAGGAUGACUGAUGAACGUACUUUGAAAAUGUUUGAGUAUCAGAAACAUGCGGUAUUUCGAGGAUUCAUUUCUUUUCAAGGAUCACAUAAAGGAAUAUCUGCUUGGAUGUGUGACGGAAGACCAUGUCCUCCAUCGUUCUCUUCGUUACCUUCUCCAAAUUGGAGUUGGGUAGAUCCGACUUGGCAUCUAGAAGAAGAGGGAGAAUGGGAAUAUUCGAAGGAAAUAGAUGGCGUUUAUGAAUACUGCGAAAAUAGAAAUGGAAAAGUUCGAAGACGUCUGUGGACCAGGAAGGCUCGCUUCGACUCAAACAAAUCACCCUGGUGUCAUGUAGAUGCGCCUCCUAUUAAAUUGGUUCGGUUAGCUAAAAAGUCUUCGUCUGAGGGAACAAUAAAUGUUGUUGCUCUCACUAAAGAUGGCCACAUUCUGAAAAGAAACGGAGUAACUAGAGAGAAUUUCACUGGUACUAGCUGGACAGAGGUAUACGAGUUCAUCAUCUACUUUAUCAAAUUUCUAGUUCAGAUACUCGUAGAUUCCUCGAUCUCAUGUAUUCAUUUACAAACGGAUAAACUAUGGUGUGCCACAUCAGAUGGAAUGAUCUCUUCUAGAAUAAUCAAUAGUUCUGAUAGUGCUAGCUUUUUAUCAAGCUCUGACUGGAGACAUCUCGAUAUGGAUCUAUCUGCAAUUUCUCAGUACUUCUCUCCUAAAUCUUCAACUGAUAUGGAAAUUACGGGAGUUUCGGACAUUCUCUACAUGCGGGUUGGAUUCAUCUUGUUUAGAAUUGACACAAAUGAAGGAACAAUUUCUGAUGCCUAUCCAAUGGACAAUCUUCAGCAAGUUAUGGUCAACGCUCACGGUUCGAUCUGUGUCCGAGGUACGAAUAUUACGGUUGUUCGAGAAUGGCGCGUCGUUCCGUAUACAGAUCGGAAGGCCACAAUUAUCGCGAUGCGGAAUGUGGAUCGUGCCAGUAAUAUGGGUCGUGGUCUAAAAAACAUUGCAUUCUAUUGA